AUGCUGAAAAGACGCGCAUGGAAAAGGAGGCCAAAUUACUACAAACUCGCGCGGGCUUCAAAAAUAAACAGGACCGGGGGGGGGCAAAUCGUAUGUCGUCCUCCAUCGGGGAGGCUGCGGACGACUUGUGGUUCGACACGCUACUGGAAAUGUACGCAUCUCACGAAGAGAGCAGCAACGCAGCCGCGGAGUGGCGUAAGGCGGUCUUUGAGUUUGAGGAUGCUGCGUUUAACAUCCUGGCGCAGCAGCGAUCUCGCUGGGCGAAGAUGGAGCACGUCAUCAAUGCAGCAAAGGCAAGGAAGCUCUUGGAG
Amoebophrya sp. A25 is the source of this 311-nucleotide messenger RNA. The record is from the annotation of a GenBank genome assembly. NCBI's taxonomy places the organism in Eukaryota, Dinophyceae, Syndiniales, Amoebophryaceae.